CUAUAAUUUAGUAAUAAUUCUAUACUUAUUUCUAGAUUACUAUAAUUUAGUAAUAAUCCUAUACUUAUUCCUAAAUUACUAUAAUUUAGUAAAGAAUUAGACGGCAAGCCUGUAUCAGGAAAUGGAUGCACCCCGUUCAGGCAAUCCGCGCCUCGCUUACGGCUUUCGCGCUACGCUCGACCCGGUAAUCGGCCUCAACGUCCGCCAUAAAAGGCCUCCCUUCGCCGUCAUUUUCCCUCCCUCUCUCCUCAUCCUUUUCUCUCUACUCUCAUCCCUCCACCCGCAACCCCUUUGCAUAGCCCUCGUCUUCGCCAACCGCCCCAUGCGCACAUGCAAGCCCUACCCACUUCCCUCAAUUUCCAUGUCUCAGACUGAUGAUAGUGCAGCGCCUUUUGGGCACUCCGACAGCAAAUUCCUGCCUCACUCUCAUCGUCACGAUGGACGAAACGUCCGUUUCCUGCUCUCACCGCUAGAAUCGCAAUGGCCAUUCAUCCCUCCUUGCUGCCAUUCGAUUCCAGGAGACUCCCAUUCAGGCGUGCGGGCAUUCACGAUGCUCGAAGGCGUUCCCCCCGGUCCCAUACUCAGGCCAUUCUUUCGCCUCCGGAGAGCCAGUAUCCGUAGCCGCCAAUCCACGGGAACCGCCACGUCAGCACGGCUGCCUGCUUCGUUUCCUCGACAGUUUUCAUCCCAAAGCGACACCGCCCCCAGUCCCCUCGGCGCUGCAAGCUCCCUCGUAUCUCUAAAUAGCUCCUGGCCAUCUUCAGCCGGCGGCCGUGCUUGAUCAUGCAGACGUUACUCGUGCUGGAUGGGCUGUAUGCUAUUGGCCCCGGAGUCGCCGUGUUUCGCAGCUUAUCAGUUCUAGCUGCUCCACAGGC
Messenger RNA from Mytilinidion resinicola, 875 nucleotides. RefSeq lists its product as uncharacterized. Lineage: Eukaryota; Fungi; Ascomycota; Dothideomycetes; Mytilinidiales; Mytilinidiaceae. The coding region runs from base 122 to 781 and encodes 219 amino acids. The record is from RefSeq and is a predicted model, not a curated record. The transcript has a single exon.